Caenorhabditis sp. 36 PRJEB53466 is the source of this 9262-nucleotide messenger RNA. The record is from the annotation of a GenBank genome assembly. NCBI's taxonomy places the organism in Eukaryota, Metazoa, Nematoda, Chromadorea, Rhabditida, Rhabditidae.
AUGAUUCGAGGACUUAACUCGCCGGGUGGCAUCGGAUUGCCAUCCAAUCCGAGGCCGCAACAACAAUUCUACGACGAUGAGCCGUAUCAGGCGAACGCGUCGCAAUUCCGAUUCAACAAGAAUGUAAGGAGGGCUCCAGCUGAAACCCUCCCACAGAGACCGAAAUGGUUUCUCUCCCUUUUCUCUCUCUCUCUUUUUGCAACCGAGGGGGCAACAUUUCUAUGUUGCGAUGGCAUUCAAUAGUUUCAAAAUGAACAAAAUAACCAAUUCGUGAUAAGGCCGCAAGAAUCGAUUGAUUGGCCUGUCAUGCGCCAGUCCCCACUCAAAAAUGUUGAUUGUUUUCUAUUGUUUGUAGUCUAAUCUACUUGGAUCUCUUGAACUGCCACGUUUCCACUACCUGAGAACUUUUCCUACACUAGUCUUGAUCGGCGGUCUGAAUUAAUUCACAGCUUGCAGUCAAAUCAUUAUUUUCUGCUUGAUAAUUGUUUCAUAGAAAAAGAGCUAAUAAUGUCGCCAAAUCGCAUUAGAUUCGAGAUUACUGUAGUCGCUCCUAAUCUUAUUGAUAUUUUGAGCUUCACCUCAUGCCGCUCGUAGCAUUCUUAUCACAAACAGUUUCGAUGCCUUCACCUCCUUCUCCUGCUCUCCUACUCCAAUUUUCAAUUUCCACCUUUCACUUUCGAAUCGAAUCGAAAUCGAAGCAGAGGGCAAUCGGGGCGCCAAUUGUUAUCAACAGAGGGGCUCUCUUUCACUUCUCCGUCAUCUGAUAAUUUAUCAAGUAACUCGGGAUCCUUGAGAGGUCCCGGCGGUCACGGAGCGGCAAAGAGAGCCUCACUGAGACAAAUGAGUGAAGGGAAGCGAGAAGGAAGGGAGGAAGGAACAAGACACAUCGCUCAGAACUUGGCGCCGCCGCUCUUCUGAACAAGAAGAUGAACGAGGCGACGCCAGAACAGACAUCACUUUUCCAACAUUCUCUUCUUUCUUUGACCUCUUUUCUGAAACGAAUGUCUGACUCAACUUGUUUUUUGAAUGAUAAGCAAUCUAGGAUGAGCUCAUAGAAUAAUUUUUUACAUUACUUUCAAUGCGCAGUUUUUUUGUUCCAAAAAAUAAAAAAACGAAAAGCUCGCAGCUGUUGCUAAAAUGGUAGUAAACAAUGGCGUUCCUGCCGCCAAAGUCUGCGCUCGAUGAGCAAUGGUUCUGGGCUUUGAGACACCAAUGAUCGAAAAAAGUUCCAUAGUGAAUGCAUCUCCGCACAGGACAACAUGUUUUGCUUAUUUCAGAUGGAACAACGUCGCGAGACGGGAAAUCUGAUCCCGAUCGCGCAGAGAUCGAUGGGCUCCUCGACGCCGUUCGGCUCCGCGCCCGCACAAUCCUACUUCGGGAGCAGCGGAUCGCUGAGCAGUCCUCGGAAGAUGCCGCAGUCCCACAACAUGCUCUUCGGAGCAAUUCAGCCGGUCAGUUUCUGCUCUUUUCAUCUCCAUUUCGAUGUUGUCCCUUUUGUUUUUGUCUGUUUGUGCAUAUAUCGUCGUCUUUUUCUACUUGUUUUCAUGCCCUUCUCCCUAUCUCUCACCCAUCCAUUUCCCCGUUCCGGCGCCACCCCACGAGUCGCUAAAAAAUUAGUUGCGAUCGGCACGUAGGCACCGUCGACUCUCUAGCCUUCGUCGUCACGUGGCGUUCGGUCUCUUCGUCUGCGCCUCGUGUUUUGACGCUCUCUCGAGCAAGACGCCAUCGCCGUCGACGUGUUUUCGAUGGUCGAAAGGGGAGAAAAGUGGACGACCAAUGUCUGUUUUCCCGCCAAAGCACUAUGAACUUUGGAAUGACAAUUAGGGACUUGAAAUGAGACGAAGAGGGACUUUUGAGUGGAUGAAUAGAUUAUUGUAGGCGUUACUCUGAUUUUUGAUGUCGUGGAUUCUGAGCACGCUUGAAGAGCACUUUUUUGCAAAUUAUCUCAUUCCAGAAGUGUUCCACUUUUGAACAAGUAUGUUGAUGUCAGUAAUCAAACACCAACAGUGAUGAUUUAGUCGAUUAUAUUUUGAAAACAGUACUUUGUGAAUUACGUCAUUGUCGCACAAUAACACCCUCCAGACAAUUACACCCCCAUUCUUCGUCUUUUUUUCGCUCCAUCUAGUUCUCAGAGUCAAAGAUCACCGCGUGGAAUGCACUUUCCGUCUGGGGAUACUGUAGUGCCACGCCGUUUAUCUUCUUCCUGUUUCGGUAAGUUCUCUUCCCUUCCUGUCACCCUUUCUUCUGAUUCAUGAUCGAUGUCUUCUUCUUCUUCUUCCUCCCGCCACGUCACUUUCUCUUCCACAUAUCUCUUAGAAAUCUUCCACCCCAUUUUUGUCUUUUUUUUUCGAACGAAUCGCGUUUCCGGACACCAGAAUAGAGCGCAUACAAAAAAAACGUUUGUUUUUGAUGACGUGGUGCCCAAUUCCUUCCCAGCAAAGUGCAUAACUUUCAACCAUAAAACCAAAUCGGAACGAAAAGAUAAGAGAGCGAAGAGACGCGAAGAGUCAGCUGAUCCACACAAAUGUCUGAAGGGAAAAACGAAGAAAUAGAGAAGACAAAGUGUUUGUUUACCUGGCUGGGUGCCAAAAAACCGACUGUCGAGACACUCGACUCUCCGCAUUUUCCCCAUUAUUUCGCUCCCGUUGGCACGGCGCCAGAACGACGCGAUCCUGGCGAGAGAUUGUGAGAAAACAGGAGAGUGCAGAGAAAUGAUGAACCACGCGGCGAAGGGGAGGCAAGGAGUUGAAAAGCGGACGAGAAACUGAUCAUUGGCGGUUUGAAAAUGUUGUGAGGGAGGUUGUCAUAGAGCAGACUAAUCAAACGGAAAGUUGGGCACAAAGAUAGAGGUAAACAAAAUGAAACGUAAGGGGAAAUCAGUAGUGGAUUAGUCACCCGCGCAACUGGUAAUGGAGGGCUCAGAAAGGGCACAUGGCCUAUGAUGGAUUAGUCACGUAAGAGAGCUCUUUGAUUCUUUUCUCUUUCUCUCCAUUCUGGAGAUGAAGGUGCGCCAAUUUGAGUCGUAUUGAAAUGCGCCGUUUCUCCGAAAAUAUUGUGUUGACACUUCCUGCGCGUGUGCCGUGUGCGUGUUUCUCAAGAAAGAUUUCAUGUUUCACAAGUUGAGUCCCUUUUGCGUGUGCUGGGCGAACAUAAAACCUGAAUAAAUCACAGAUCACUCACAUCAGAAGAGUCCCUGUCAAUGUAUUGUGUCGCCGACUUUCGCUGUCCGAUUCGCAACAAAGAUCCCCAUAAAUCUCAGUUUAAUGGAGCCAUAAAACUCGUACUUUUCACUCUUUUUUCGGUUUCUCUCUCCCAAAAAUUUUGGUCGAACUUCACUGCGAUCUCUUCUCUCUUUCUAUCUCUCCAUCGCAGUUUAUCAUCAAGAAGCACACGUUUCCGUCCAAACAACACUUUUUGCGAUGUGAAAUCUUUCGAAAUUUCGUCGUCUGAAAUGUUUUCGUCUCCCUAACUUCCGGCAAGCAUCAUAAUCAACAAUAAGCAGUAAACAAUGAAAACGAUAUUUGUGGUGUUUAAGGGAACUGCGAUCUUCUUUGCAAGGGGCGCCAUAUCUCCGUGCUCCCCGCCGCCGCCCGUCUGUGUUUAUUUUGGUCUUUGAUUCAAAUAAACACUCGGAGAGACAGCGGGUUUCUCGUCGAGACGCACACCAACUGGUGCAUUGUACCACCGUCGUUUUUAUUGACGCAGCCAGUGAAGCGCCCCGACCUCUUCCCCCCUAGAAAUGUUGUUGUUUAUCCGAAAUAAGCAGGCUCCCCCUUCCUCCCGUUCCCUCCAACUAUUCGUUUCCACUUUUUCAUUCAAAACAACUAUGUACCCAUCCGACCUUCGGUGCCUUUCCUCGGUCCAAAAAGAGUCGUUCUUGAUUUGUACUUGCCCGGCAGCGGCGACCAGUCAUCGAGCCUCCGUCCUUUUAGUGCACAGAACACUGCUCUCCAGCACGCAUUCUUUCAAAGCGUUUUUUUUUGGAUCGUUGAUCGGAGGAGAAAUAAAAAGACAGACAGAGAUCCAGAUAUGAUCUUGUUUGUCACCCUCUUACAGGUUCCCAUUACACACUCCGUUCAUCGCUUCAUCCCCUCAUCUAAGCAAUAAUAAGAGGGCCGUACACAGGGACAGUGACUCUCUCUCUCUCUCUCUUCCUCUUUGCCUUCCUCUAUUUGCAUAUCAUAAUGAGUUACCGCAUCCCGUAUAAUGGGGUUCGGUUCUACUCUCUAUUGUCUAAUGUGUUUCGGCUGGAAAUGGAGAUGCAAAUGGAUUGCCCACCCCAUUCUUUUCCCAUUUCACAUUGGUAAUUCAUAAGGCAAGAAGAAAGGGCGGCGGCGCGGAAACGAGCCUCCCAUAAAUUGUGAGCCCGUCCGUCUGUGGGGGCUCUUGACGGCUGGUCAGAUCACUCGACAACGCAUGCAAUGUUGGCGAUAAUUGAAGCCGUUAGGCACAUGCAACAAGGUUGUCUGUCUGUCUGUCCAUUGUUGGCCCAAUCAUCCCCAUCGAUGCGUGCGCGCUUUGCGUAGUUUGUCAAAGUGCGAUCGAACGAAAUGUAAUAUACAGAUCCUCCUCCCCCGUCCUUCUUCUCGUCUUCUCCGCUUUUGUUUGUGUGUUUGUUCAUGUGUUUCCGGUAAGCUGACUCGAUCUGUUGGUCAUUUCCACGUCGAUCCCCCCCGUUCCACGUCCCAUGUGUAGGUAUCAAGUUCGUAUCUACAGUAACCCGCGGUCAGCUGUGUAUCAGACGAAAAAUAGACGAAACAGCGGUGUAAUAAACGAAGAAAUGUUUCCAUAACUCUUUUUCGGAAGAAGAAGACACUCUCAUUUUCCUCGCUUUCUCCGCUUUCGCUGCUUCCUCUUCUCCUUUGUUACAUCCUUCCUCUUCUUUUUCUUCUCCUUCUCCUUCUUCUUCUUCUGAACCUGUUUCAUUUCUAUUCCAAUGCCAUUCGAUCACGCAAAGGAUCCUGCCACGGCUGGAAGACGUCGCCGACGAUGCAUCACUGUCUGCGUGUCCACGUCUUCUUGUUCUCCCGGUCUGCCCUUAUUGUAAAUUGUCUAUCCGGCCGGCCCUGUGUCCGAAUAGUAUAUGAGAGCGGCCCUGUGCUUUUUCGUUCCGUACAAACACAUAAUAAACAUUGAUUCUUCCGAGGCGCGAAAUUGCCGACCGAAGUUUCCUCUCUCUCCAGUCUCGCUCCACAUUUCGUUCUCUUUUCACUGCCAAAUCGAAUUGUUUGUGUGAAACUGAAACCGUUGACUCAGCCGCUCUUCUUUCAAUAGUUCGCACUUCUCAAAACAUUUCCAAUCCAUUAGCAUUCGGCAAACUAACAAAAGCUUCAUUUCUCUACCACCAAAGUUCGAACCGAAAUGUAAAGUGUUUUGAAGGUCCAGUUCAAAACUAGCUCUUCGCAAGAAGAUUGCAUAGAGCAAACGAGCGAGAAUCCAGUAUAUUAUAACUGAGAAUCGAGUAUAAAAUGUGCUCCGAAACUGGGUCUGGCAAUGAGAAAUUCGAGGAGAGCACACAGAUUGCUCGAAGCGAGAACACACCGGACAAACAGGCCGUCCGUCCUUCGCAGUCUGCUGCUUAUUAGGUCAUCGUAGGUCUAUCAAAUAACAGGCAGAAGUCGGUGGUUAGCCACACUUGUUAUCAUUUUUCCGUCGUUUUAUCAGUCGACUAGAGAACCCUUGAGUCUCGCUUCUUCUUCCACCUCACUCCCAUUCCAACUCGCAAAACACUCGACUCGAAGAAUAAUCCAGAAUUCCCUGUAUUUGGUCUCUGAACUGCUCUCCGCUUGUCUCUCCAGCUUUUUCUUCUUCCCAGACACGUAUUUUUCUUGUAUGUGCGUGCCUCUGUCUUGCCUCAUUCCUUCUUCUUCUUCUUCUUCUUCUUGCUUCGUCUAUUCUCCCUCCUCCUCUCCCUUCUUCAUCCAUCUUCGUAAUUACUGCCUGCCCGCCCCUCCACUUGGUCCUGUUUUCAUCUUUCCGUCUUCGCGGCGGCUCUUCGUCACAAAAUGAGCCUUAAUCAGCCACCAUGCACUGGGCAUUUCCAGAAUUAUUCUCUUUCGCUGAAAGUUCCUCUAUGCGUUGCCAAUCGCCCCGCUCCGACCUUUUGCCUCGUUUCUCUCUCACUUUCCACUCUCCGUCCGGGCCCCGCUGUGUGCGUAUGUCGCAUUUUUCCUCCCCUCCGAGUGUGUUGCAUCUUUGCCAGCAGUCUCCCAGUGGGGUCUCUUCUCGACUGCCACACUGAUGUGUCCCGUUGUAUUGAUUUUCCAGCGGCAAAAAUCAUAAUUUUUCAACUAAAAGGUCAAAAAUCUUCUCGUAAAGUCGGAGACUUUUGUUUUCAGUUUUUAGGUCAACAACUACAGACGCUUUUGGCGCCGAUGUAGGAUGUUUUCUUCCAUUUGGCCCAUUUUAUCACCUCCAUUCAAGUACAGUUCCGUGUUCUGCUCGCAAACAAAACAAUCACAUUUCAAGUACAAUGCCAGUUUCGCUCGGCAGUGAUAUCAAAACCCCUCAACUCUUUAUUGUCUAUUUCGUUCUUUAGUUUUCCCGUUUCUCUUCUCUCGUCUUAUUUCCAUCUCUUCAGCCUUCAACAAGACAAAAGUUCACAAUUUCGUACCGUUCCAACUGAUAGUGUCACUAGAAACCGAACAUAAUGGACGACGACGUGGAAGAGCUUUCUUCGCAGACGCUCGCUGCCCUGGUCGGCCGUCCGAGCUCUUCAGCUCACCGAAUCCGUGCGACGCCUUCUCGUCGCAGACUCAUGUCCGCUCCGACCAAUCCGCGCUGGUCUCCCUCGGCAGACGAACGCCGCCUGUUUUCUUACGUGUCUUCACUGAGAUCCGACAGCAACAGCAGCAGCAAGUCUCCGUCUCCGCCGUCUGCGAAGAUGGUGAAGAGAUCGGGUGGUCCGUACGGAAUCAGAAAGGAAAAGGUGCAAUGAGAAACCACAUUCUUUCCGUCUGGAAAUGCAUGUUUCCCUUGUCCGUCUCUGUCCAAUUUAUGUUGAAUUGAAAUGUUUGUCUGCGGUUUUCAAUGCGUUUUUCUUCCAGCCAAGAGGUUCUCCACCGAGUGACGGAAGUGACAAGAUCCACCGAUUCGGAGAGAGUCCCACUCCGAACAGCGUCGUCGGAAGUGUGUUCGGAGCAGAGGUUCGUCCUUUUUCUUUUUUUUCAAAUUUGCAUGUUUCGUUUUCAAAAACUCGACAUUUCUUUUUGCCUCCCGCUCAUUGGUUGCUUGUUUUUCGUUUUGAAAUAGUUCAUCUGAUUUCAAAAUAUCAAAGAGAGAGUAAUUGAUAAAGAGUGCCUAGCACAAAAAUAGAUAACGUUAAGUCAUCAAUAGAGCGUUGUUGCACACACUUCCGAAAACGGUUCACCAAACUAACAAAUCGCAAUGAAACGAACGAAAAUGCGGAUCAUUUCAGCUUGACGACCUUAUUAUUGAUGAGCUAAUGGGCAUCGAAGAGGAACAACGCAGGACAGCACCCGGAGGCGUUACACGACCGGUUAGUACACAAUCGAAGAACCACUAACGCUUGUCCUCCGACACUAUUUAACUUUUUCUCGACAAAGAACGGAAAGUUGCGUUCACUUCUCCCGCUUUCUUUCAGAUGACAAUCGGCGGAGACAAGACCAUGUCGAUGGCCCGACCGAUCCCCGGAGCCAGCAGUCGAGCCGGCUCGGGUCAUUCCGGCAGUCCCAUCACCAUUCCUAACGCGAUGUCCAACAGUUUUAGACAGGUGAGAAUGGUCGUCUCGUCUAUUAAUAGACACCAUUUUAUCAUAACUUUGGGUAAAAGGGAGAAAUGCGGCAAAUGGUGAUGACCAUGCGACGAUACAGAUUGAGAAAGAAAGAGAAAGAGAUGUACCCGUCGUAACCGGUUUUUCCGUGAUCAGAUUGUAUCAUUCGCCCCCAUCUCCCACUCUCUUACCCACUAUGUCUCUCUUUUCCUUCAGGUUGUUUCAAGUUCGGCGCCGACAAGUUCGAUCGACAUUGAGAAGAUGAUUGGAGCGGUGUCGAACGGCGGAGGCAGCGGUGGAGGAAGCAACGGAGAUCCGGAGGACUACUACCGUGACCGGAGGAAGAAGGACAUCCAUAAUAUGAGUGAGUUUAUCUCAAGUCGGUUAGCCUCCUGAGCAUAGUUUUCAGUCGAACGUAGAAGGAGAUACAACAUCAACGACAGAAUUAAGGAACUUGGACAGAUGCUUCCGAAAACCACUUCUGAGUGAGUUCCGAUAAUAUUCGAUGAAAACAAAUAGUGUCCAUUUUCAGAGACAUGAAACUGAACAAAGGAACCAUUCUGAAGGCGUCUUGCGACUACAUCCGAGUACUCCAGAAGGACCGUGAACAAGCCCUGAAACAGCAACAACAAACCAAAUCCCUUGAGAACACUGCACAGAAAUACGCCGACCGAGUGAAAGAACUCGAGGAGAUGCUCGCCCGACAGGGAGUGCAGGUCCCUCCGUCCCAUCUCCCCCCGAUUCCGAAGUGCAUCGAAAGACCUAUCAAGCAAGAAAUCGAGGACUCCUCGCCGCCGAACCACACGCCCACCGGAUCCUUCGUGGUAUGAUUCUGACCUUUCGUGUCUAUUCUCAACCGUCCCUCGUUUCAGUCGACUUCCGGAUUCUUGUCGGAGGUGACGAACAACACGGCGGCCAUGCAGAUCACCUCGCCGAACGACCGAUCCAACAACUUCAUGAACAAUUCCGCUACGUCGGACAGCUUCUUCUCCGUUGGCUCGGCAAGUCCGCCAGAUUACAGUGAGCCAACGUUUGCACGCGGCUUUCUGGAGCCAAUUUGUGAAUUCUAGGAUCGAACAACUGGAAGUUGCAAGGCAACGCUUUCUCUGACUUGAUGAUGGAUGACCUAAACGUAAGCUUCUACCGUCUGCUGUCCUUCCGUUUCCCGCAUGUUAUCGAGUGGCCGCGGUCACUCUUUCAGGAAUGCAGUCUUCCUUAUUUAUUGUGGAGGUUGAUAUCAGUGUUUUGUGUUUCUAUUUCUAUUUCCAAAUCUCAAGUUAACUUGAACUCAACCCGAUAACCAUCUGAUUCACACAUCGUUUCUCGCAUCCUUGUCCCUGUCUGUCACUCAGUGCUUUCUGUUUUCAGCCGAUGAUCAAUGACCCGAUGAUUUCUUCCGCCGGUGGACCGUCGCCCCACUUCAGCUCCCAAAUGUCGCCGGAUAUCCAUUGGGACGCCUCUGGCUUCUCGCCCGACCCAAUCAACUCGCAACAGUCGAAUUCGGGCCACUAUCACAUGGACUUCUCCUAA